This is a messenger RNA of Rotaria sp. Silwood1, 369 nucleotides long. The record is from the annotation of a GenBank genome assembly. NCBI's taxonomy places the organism in Eukaryota, Metazoa, Rotifera, Eurotatoria, Philodinida, Philodinidae.
AUGCAACUGGGGCGUAUUUGGAAAACUAAUUUAAAACAUGCUAUUCAUGCCCAUGUGCCUGUUCAGGAUAGUUUACCGGUUUAUAAAGGCAACGAUAAAUUAGAUGGUGUCAUCGAUACAGCCUGCGCAUUUCGUAUUGAUUUUUUAAAUCCAUCUACGGAUGCCACGCUACCUACUGGCAAAUCCAUUGAUGUGAUUAAACUAGAUGAAGGUAGCCAUAUCGAAGCAUCGCUGAUUAACGCAGGAAAUCCAAUUAUAUUUGUGCGCGCUGGUGAUUUUGGUUUAACAGAUGCUGAGCUGCCUGGCCAAUUAAGUCAUUCUGAACUGUUGCAAAAAAUUGAGCAAUCCAACACAUUGGCGCAUGUGUAA